Messenger RNA from Carica papaya (papaya), 311 nucleotides. The record is from RefSeq and is a predicted model, not a curated record. NCBI's taxonomy places the organism in Eukaryota, Viridiplantae, Streptophyta, Magnoliopsida, Brassicales, Caricaceae.
UUAGAAGACAUCAAAAACAUGAGUCUGGAUGGUAAGUUAGAAGCUCAUGUAGAGAUUAAGGCUUCAGCUGAAAAGUUCCAUGAAAUAUUCACUCACCAUAUCUCCAACGUUAGCACCGACAAGGUUCAUGGCUGUGACUUACAUGAAGGUGAUUGGGGUACAGUCGGCAGUAUUGUCUACUGGAAUUACUUUCUUGUGUUCUAUUAAGGCAAGAUGGGGAGACGAAAUUGCGUGGCUUAGUUUUAUGUCCUAGAUUUGCUAGUAUUCUAGCUCAGGAACUUUUUCUGCAUGCUAUUAUAUAUAAUACGUAU